Molecule: messenger RNA, 195 nt
Organism: Cladocopium goreaui
Lineage: Eukaryota; Dinophyceae; Suessiales; Symbiodiniaceae
Source: the annotation of a GenBank genome assembly
AUGGAUCAACUGGGCGACCUACCUGUGAACGACCAGGUUCAAGGUGCCAUGAAGGCCUUUAUGAACCAGAUGUUGACCCAUAUGUUCUCGCCGGACACCGACCUCUCGAAAAAACGAGCCUGGACACAACAUGCCUUUUGCGAAGCCAGGCGGAUGAGUUUUUUUUGGGGGAGGCAAGGUGGAAAGGUUGGUUAA